AAUGAAUAUAACGGAUAUGACUGAAGAGUUCGAGAACUUCUUGACAUUUACGAGCUGCUUUACGAUCUCGGAAAUACCCUAUGAAGAUCGUUGUGUACUGAUUAAUAAGCUAAAAGACUGCCAGCGAAUUAGCAAUCUUCUCAACUAUUUACGCAUAUUGUACUGUACAAUUCAAAUUCGUGACUGGCCCGUAGAAGCCGUAGCCGCAUGCAUUAUGUUGGUGGUCGUAUUUGCUCUCUUGAUACUGGUGGGCUUAGCCGUGGGAAAUCACUUAGGACCUGCACUGAAAAUUCUAUCGAUAAAAUUGCACAUGAACGAGUACUUAGCGGGCGUUACAUUACUCGGCUUCGCCAAUGCCUCACCCGACGUGCUGGCAAAUUUGAUGCCUAUUCGAUCCGAUGCUCCGGUUUAUACAAUUACUAUAAGUAAUGCAGUUGCUGUUAUUUUGCUUAGCGGAGGAACGGUUUGCUUUAUGAGGCCCUUCAAAAUGAAUGGGCAUAGCACAGUGCGUGAUCUUUUGUUCGUGCUAUUAGGGAGCGAGACGUUUACUUUCCUAAUAAUGGGUGACAAAAAGAUAUCAGUCGUUGAGAGUCUGGCUCUUAUAGCAACGUACAUAGUAUAUGUGUUAGUUAACAUAGUCGAUUUGAUAAUCGCUCGUAUAACAAGAAACUCUCUACGCGAAAAACUCCUUAGAUUAGCGACACAGCCACCAUCGAAGGCUCGAAAUCAGCAGAUCAAACAACUGCGUGCUUCCUACAGUGAAUUGGAUGAUGAUGACACUGUGACGAUAACUGACCAUAAUGCACAUGUGUUCGGAACACAGCCGCGUUCUUCAUGGCGUGAUAGUGGACCGCGGCGGUCCUCAGAAUACUUUAGGGAAAAGUUUUCCUAUGGCCUUGGCACACAGAAGCCAGAGCCCCGUCCCUCAACCAUCGACUUUAACAUGACACGCACCAUUCUGCACAACGAGAACAAUCCGAAGAACCGUUUCCUCUUUAUUGAAUUCUUUGAAUCGAUCAUACCCAUCGACAUCGAGCAGUGGAAAUAUAGUGGAUGGUGCUUCCGUUUGUUUAUGAUUUUAAGGGCGCCCGCAGUAUUUAUUUGCACACUAUUCAUACCCGUCGUAAACUACGAAAUGGACAAACACGGCUGGAGCAAGUUGCUGAACUGCUCACAGAUUAUUACCAACCCCAUCCUUAUAAUCACUCUAAUAAGCUCAUUAAAUGCCAAAUUAUAUACGACAUGGUAUAUGAACUUUAUAUUCACCCAUUCCCGGUAUUCGCUAGUCCUGACGGUGCCAUUGGCAAUUUUUGUAUUUUUCCAAUCUCGAACGGAUUUGCCACCGCCAUAUCAUGUUUUAUUUAUUGUACUUAGUGCUUGCACCUCGUUGAUCCUUAUAGCGAUUUUUGCCGCAGAAAUUGAAAUUCUCAUCUCUAUUGUGGCUAUUACCUUCAACUUGUCAGAGAACUUCAUUGCGACCACUUUUCGAUCUAUUUCAACUGCCAUUAACGACAUAAUUAUUAAUUUAGAAUUGGCCAUGCAGGGAUACGAAAGAAUGGCAUAUGCCGCAAUUUUUGGUGCUCCAUUGUUCAAUAUAAUGGUCGGCAUGGGUAUAUUCUGUUACUUUAAUCAUGAAGUGCAAGAGAAGGAUUCAUAUUAUUGGAUAUAUGGGGAGCAUGGUGGAAAUUGUCACAUUUUCCUCAUACUUACUGUUCUUACUACUUUAUGGUGGACAGCGAUGUUUAAUUUCUUCGCACGUCGAUCGGCAGGUCUAUUCUCAAUUCUUCUAUACUGUCUAUUUUUGAUUUUCGCAACUUUCGUCGAAUUGGAAUGGGUGCAUGAACUAUCCGAAGAUUUAUUUAUUGAGCCCGUUUAGUAAGAAAUAAUUGCAAUUGCAUUUUUUGUUACAAUAAAUGACAAUAAUACAAAUAUAAUUAAAAUCGAAAACAUUUA
Molecule: messenger RNA, 1953 nt
Organism: Scaptodrosophila lebanonensis
Lineage: Eukaryota; Metazoa; Arthropoda; Insecta; Diptera; Drosophilidae
Product: mitochondrial sodium/calcium exchanger protein-like
Exons: 8
Coding region: 2-1876 (624 amino acids)
Biological process (GO): intracellular calcium ion homeostasis; transmembrane transport; monoatomic cation transport
Cellular component (GO): membrane
Molecular function (GO): calcium:sodium antiporter activity
Source: RefSeq, a predicted model, not a curated record